AUGGGUUCGAAAUUAUUAACACGUACUGAACUUGAAAAAAUUUUAAAAAACAAUGAUAAUACAAUAACAUUAAAAAAGAUCGAACAGACCGAUAAUUGUUCAUCGUUUUGGCCACACUUUAGUCUCGUAGCAAUAAUUACUUACAAAAGUUCAACAGGUACUGGUGGUUUAAAAAAGCAUUUAUUAUCGUGUGAAAAAUAUUCAUCAUUAAAUGCAGCACAACCAGCUAUUACUACAUAUUAUAAGAAAACUAAAUCAGCUGUACCAGAAAAAAUAAAAGAAGAAGUAACUAAUGCUUAUAUUGAAUUUGUUGCAUUGGAUGGUAAUUCAUUCAACACUCUAUCUCGAAGUGGUUUUAAACAAUUAAUUGAAACAGUUUUUAAAGCUGGUCAAUCUACAGCUGAUUUUCAAUCAUUUGAAGCUUGUGAUCUUUUACCACAUCCAACGACAGUUAGUCGUAAAAUUAAUCAAGUUUAUGCUUUUCGAAAAAAGCAACUAAUUGAAUGGUGUAAUACACUUGAUAGUUACGUGGUGGUGGUUGAUAUGUGGACAGAGAAAUAUACCGGUAUUCAUUUUUGUGGUGCUACUUUACGUUCAAUUGAUUCAGAUUUUCAUUUUCAUUUGUUUUCUCUUGGUUGUAAGCCAUACACAUUAGCUAAUCAAACAGCUCCAAAUAUUAGAAAAUUUAUUGAUGAUUUACUAGCUGAUUAUAAUCUUUCAUUAAAUCCAAACUCGUUCAUCGUCAGCGACAAUGAGCCGAAAAUGCUUGCUGCUUUACGUGGUGCUAAUCGAGUAGGAUGUAGUGACCAUUAUCUUAAUAAAAUAUUAGAACAUUCAUUCACAGCACCAAAUAGUGAUUGUGUUCAGGUGAUUCAAGUGUUUGAUAUUAUAAAAAUACUAGUUGCAAAUUUUCGUCGUAGUCAUCGACAGGAUGUCUUCAAUAUUGCAUAUAAUGAACUUAUUGAUACUUUUUGUGGUUCACAUUAUCAUGAUUUUGAAUCUAUUGAUAAAGACUUAUUACAAAAAAUUUGCGAGUUUCUUCAACCAUUCGAUGAAACUAUUACAAUUCUUAGUGAUGAAUCACAACCAACACUCCAUAAAGUUAUUCCUCUUCGAAAGUUUUUGAUCGAACAUUGUGUACUAAAACAAGAAGAUUUAUCUGGUAUCAAAAAAUUGAAACAAUUUUUAAAAAAAGAAAUCAUAGACCUAUGGCCUAUUCAAAAUGAACAUUUAUUAGCUACAUUACUACAUCCUCGAUUACGAGAUUUUUCUGGUGAUCAAGUAUUAAGACACGAAGCAAUUCAACUAUUGCAAUCAACUAUUGAUAUUUAUACUAAUUCAACUAAUAAUAAUUCAUCAAUUUCAAGCAUAUCUUCAUCAUCAAUUUCUAAUACAUGUUCAUCUUCAUCAUCAAUUUCUAAUACAUGUUCAUCUUCAUCAUCAAUUUCGUAUACAUCUUCAGCAUCAAUUUCUUAUCCAUCUUCAUCAAUAUCAAUUUCUAAUACAUCUACAUGUUCAUCAUCAAUUUCUAACACAUCUUCAUCUUCAUCAUCAAUUUCUAAUACAUCUUCAUCAUCAGCUACUUAUGCAUCUUCAUCAUCACCUGUUGAUAAUUUCGUUACAACCAAAAAAUCAAACAUUCUUUCGUUAUGUUAUGAUAAACCACGAACUUCAAAACCAGUACUUGAUGAAGUUUCUUCAUGGUUACAAACUGAUUUUGAUACAGACAUUAUCCACGAUGAUCUGUUAUUGUUUUGGAGGAACAAAAAAGAAACAUUUCCAAAUAUUGCUAAGGUUGCUCGUAAGGUAUUGGCUGUUCCUGCAGCCAAUACCUCAGUUGAGAGACAAUUUUCUUGUAGUAAAAUUGUAAUUGGUGAUCGUAGAACCCGACUUGGUGCGGAAAAACUUGACAAACUAAUCUUUUUACAGAAAAAUUUACUGCCACUUAAACUUAUGUUUGAUUCGAAAACUGUUUUAACAAGUGAGUUAAAACGCAAAGCUGAUGAUAUACAUGAAAAAGAUGAAGAUAAUAAUUGUACUUCAAAAAAAUUAAAAUUUAAUGAAGAAUAUGAAUAUUUAAGUGAUGAUUAUGAAAGUGAAAGGGAAAACUAG
Messenger RNA from Rotaria sordida, 2112 nucleotides. The record is from the annotation of a GenBank genome assembly. NCBI's taxonomy places the organism in Eukaryota, Metazoa, Rotifera, Eurotatoria, Philodinida, Philodinidae.